AGCCACUCCCGGCGAAGAGCAGAGACGCUCAAAACAGAAGCUGCUUCCCUGCCUCCUGCCACGCGCCUCAACCGCUCCUCAAGAUGUGCAAGGGACUGGCGGGCCUGCCGGCCUCCUGCCUGCGGAGUGCAAAAGACAUGAAGCACCGGCUAGGCUUCCUGCUGCAGAAGUCCGACUCCUGUGAGCAUAGCUCUUCCCACAGCAAGAAGGACAAAGGGGCUGUUUGCCAGAGGGUGAGCCAAGAAGAAGUCAAGAAAUGGGCUGAAUCACUGGAAAACCUGAUUAAACAUGAAUGUGGGCUGGCCGCAUUCAGAGCGUUCCUGAAGUCUGAGUACAGCGAGGAGAACAUCGACUUCUGGGUCAGCUGCGAGGAGUUCAGGAAGACCAAGUCACCCGCCAAACUCAGCCCCAAGGCCAAGAAGAUCUAUGAGGAGUUCAUCUCCGUGCAGGCCACCAAGGAGGUAAACCUGGACUCUCACACCAGGGAGGAGACGGGCCGGAAUGUGCUGGAGCCCACAGUGACCUGCUUCGACGAGGCCCAGAAGAAGAUUUUCAACCUGAUGGAGAAGGACUCCUACCGCCGCUUCCUCAAGUCCCGAUUCUAUCUGGAUUUGGCCAUGCCUUCCAGUGGCAGGGUGGAGAAGCAGAAGGGAGCCAAGAGUCCUGCAGACUGUGCAUCCCUGCUCCCUCAGUGUGCCUGACUCACUCUGAGGCCCAGGCUGGAACGGAAGACACUGUGCUCUGGACAUCUAAGGCCAACUCUGAUCUGUUCAGUUGGGUGCUUUGUCCACAUGGUAGUGUGGUGUCCAUGCAUGGCCCUGUGUGAGCCACUGCCAGGUAGAUGUGGGCAGGGUGUUUGGGCCUUCACUGGGGCGGGACCCUGCUGUAGCCCACCCUUCCCAAGGUUCCCUCAUGGGGCAUGUGAGCAAGCACCCAAGUGCUGGCCUCAGGGCUGGGAUCCCAGAGCCACUGGCAGUGCCCUCCCGCAGUGUGACCUCAGUCUGGUUGGUUGGUGCACAUCCUCUGACACUCAUGUGGACAUGUGGUGUGCUGGCCAGCACUUCCUGCAGGUGUGGUGUUAGGUGACGUCCAUGUCUGGUACAUACACAUGAGUAGUGUGCAUAUUAAAUAGAUAUAAUACAUGCAUAUGCAUUCUGCAUACAUUUUCGUGUCUAUGUUUUGGCAUGUAUUGUGCGUUUGUGUGUGUAUACACACAUUUCUGCAAGAGUACACAGAGACCUGGGUGCUCGAAUCUGUGUGUGUCCACGUGUCCAUGCACAUUCUCAUCUCUGCUUUCUGCUGCCUUGGCACGGGGCACACUGAGCCAGCUGCCAUGCAGGGGAAGGAGGAUGCCAACCUGUGCACACUGGUUCUGUAACAACUGUGGGCUUUGCUCGAGAAGAAUCCCAGGUCUUCCUGCUCAUUGAGCCCUUGCAGACUCUGCCCUCAGCACAGUUGCUGGGAAGGCCCCUGGGCCCACCCAGCACAGGGCUCUCUCUUGGCCACUGUUACUGUUACUUGAGUCCCGGAGCGACUGCACACUCCUUUCCUGGGUGCUCAGGCAUGCUAGUGAGCAGCCUGGCUGGGCUGGCGUCUGGAGAUGGAGGGAGUGAGGAGCUGCAGGCAGGGUCUGGCCAGCCUUGUGAGUGGAGUCCCUGGCUGGAGCUCUGCCCUGGCCAUGGCUGCUGUCCACUGACCUCGUCCCCUCCUGAACAAGGUGCUCUUCUUGUUCCCCUGAGAACUGAGAACCUAGGCCAUCAGACAAGCUCUUUGGUCCCCCUGGUGGGCUGGCUCUUUUCUGUAAGGGUUCUAGGCUGUACCUGUGUUUAUAAACUAGCAGAGGGACAGGGUGUGUUUCUGAGGCGGAACAAGUUACAAACUCAAAAAGUUUCCUCUGCAAGGUAAACCUUGUUCAUUCCUUCCCAAACACCAGGCUGACAGACUGAAAAUUUUCUUCCUGUCCCCUGAGAGCAAAGAAGAGAGGCAUGAAGGGAGGGAAAGGAGACCAGCUAUGAGGACCACUGUGGAGCUCUCCAAGGCAGUAGGAAUACUUGGCGAUUCUUGUGUGGACCGUUCGGGACGCUCUUCUGAGCAGGGUUUACUGUUGCUCCCUGUGCAGGCAGAGGGGCGGGCCUCCCUGGACCAUUAGGGAAAGCGGCUUUCUCCUAAAGCUGCUACUGUGGGAAGCACAGGCCCCUGCACCUUCACUCCCUCACAGGCUGGCCGCUUGGCUGGUGCCCCAGAUGCCCACAAGGACUCCUAGGUGUGUGUCUCUGGUACUGGAUCUCAGGGCACCUGAUGUGCCCUUCCUCUCUGGGCAGGCUGGCUCGCCAUGCUGCAGAGCUGAUCCCACUGUCCUUUGCAUCAACCUGUCUCACAGUGUGCCUCCAGCUGACCCAAGGGUCCAUCUGUAACUGAACUUGCCUUCAC
Messenger RNA from Sciurus carolinensis (gray squirrel), 2430 nucleotides. RefSeq names its product regulator of G protein signaling 4 (gene Rgs4). The record is from RefSeq and is a predicted model, not a curated record. The transcript is spliced from 5 exons. The coding region runs from base 84 to 701 and encodes 205 amino acids. NCBI's taxonomy places the organism in Eukaryota, Metazoa, Chordata, Mammalia, Rodentia, Sciuridae.